Messenger RNA from Hypoxylon trugodes, 492 nucleotides. RefSeq lists its product as uncharacterized. The record is from RefSeq and is a predicted model, not a curated record. The transcript has a single exon. Lineage: Eukaryota; Fungi; Ascomycota; Sordariomycetes; Xylariales; Hypoxylaceae. The coding region runs from base 1 to 492 and encodes 163 amino acids.
AUGUCACACCAUCAUGAAAAGCACGCCAACAACCCGGCGUCUCCUCCGCCACCAUGCACGCAACCUCUCUUCUGCGUACUCUGCGGGCAUCAUCGGUCAUUACGAAGGCUCCGCAAUGGGACCAACGACAUCGCAGAUCAAUUGAUAUGCUCGAGAAAAGGAUGCAGAACGUUAAAAUUGCUUUUUAGGGAGAUGCCGAGCCCGCAUCCCUUAAUUCAAAUCAACUACUACGGAGAACAUAGGCCACACAAAGAAAGCAGCACGCGUAUUAAUGCGUAUGAGAUGGAUGGGACACCAUCCCAUGCUACAAAGCUUGAGCAUACUCAGUUGCCGGAGCUUUCCGGACAGAGCUCGCCCACCGGCCGUGCGGAAUUGCCGGGCGACCACGUAUCCCGCUCGGCUAGAGUUCCCGCAUGUAAGAACCUAGCCCGCCUUGCUAGUAGCGUACCGCCACCGGUCGAUUACUCGACCAAGCCAACGAAGAGAAAAUAA